This is a messenger RNA of Hymenoscyphus albidus, 3224 nucleotides long. Lineage: Eukaryota; Fungi; Ascomycota; Leotiomycetes; Helotiales; Helotiaceae. The record is from the annotation of a GenBank genome assembly.
CAUCAACAACUUUCCAACGUCAAUUCGACCACCCAGCAACCCUUUCAAAUUCAUAAAUCUGACCCUUAAACAUCCUACCUUCAAAUUAAGAAGAUAUGGGGGGCAGAUCCGCAAACAAGUCCGGCUACUUUGAGAAGCUCAAGGGUCUCCUCGAGGAGUACAAGAGCAUCUUCAUUGUCACCGUCGACAAUGUCUCCUCGCAGCAGAUGCACGAGAUCAGACACGCCCUCCGUGGAGAUGGUGUUGUCUUGAUGGGAAAGAACACCAUGGUACGUACGAUCCAAGCUCCAGGUUCAUACCGCUGGCGAAAACGCGAUUGCGAUCAACACCAACGCAAAAUCGCAACCUCAAGCUGACCUAUUUUUUCUAUAGGUUCGUCGUGCCAUCAAGGGCUUCGUCGCCGAUUCCCCCGAGUACGAGCGUCUCCUUCCUUUCGUCAAGGGUAACGUCGGUUUCGUCUUCACCAACGGCGACCUCAAGACCAUCCGUGAUGUGAUCAUGUCCAACAAGGUCGCUGCUCCUGCCAGAGCUGGUGCCGUUGCUCCUGCCGAUGUCUACAUCCCAGCUGGUAACACUGGUAUGGAACCCGGAAAGACCUCUUUCUUCCAGGCCCUCGGUGUCCCAACCAAGAUUGCCCGUGGUACCAUUGAAAUCACUGCCGAGUUGAAGCUUGUCGAGGCUGGAAACAAGGUCGGGGCCUCCGAGGCUACCUUGCUCAACAUGAUGAGCAUUUCUCCUUUCACCUACGGUAUGGGUAUCUCCCAAAUCUACGAUGACGGAAACACUUUCCCACCACACGUUCUCGAUAUUGAGGAAUCCCAACUUCUCAAGACCUUCUCCAGCGCAAUCACCACCAUUGCUGCCAUCUCCUUGGCCGCCAACUUCCCAACCCUUCCAUCUGUUAUCCACUCUGUUGUCAACAGCUACAAGAAGGUUUUGGCCGUUGCUAUCGCCACCGAGUACGAGUGGGAUGAGAUCAAGGAGUUGAAGGACCGUAUUGCCAACCCAGAGGCAUACGCUGCCGCUGCACCAGCUGUUUCCUCAUCUGCCGCCCCAGCCGCCGCUGCUGCUAAGGAAGAGGAUACGAAGGCCGAUUCCGAUGAGGAGGACUCUGAUGACGGAGGAUUCGGAGACAUGUUCGGUUAAAUCGGUCUUGAUCUUGCAUCGAUUCAUGAAAAAUUUGGGUUCUAUGACACGAAUUAAUGACAUCAAUGUAGCUCACAAAGAAGCACAUAUUUACAACCUUGGGCUUCUUGUGGAAUUUUCGAGUGACGUGAAAUGCUGAACUUCAACAUACUUCACGCAGCAUUUCCAACUUGAAAUAAAAGGUCAGUCAACAUUUCCUCCUCUUCUAAAACCUCCCCACGCAUUAUGAUGAACAAUUCAAAGCUUUUUAACCCUUAAUGGAGAUUGAUCCUUGAAGACCAAAAAUAACAACUCUAAUUUUUUCCUGAUCGCUCUUUCAAUUCUACCUUCAUUCAGUUACAUACCAACUACCUGGGGAAUAUUUGCUGAUUAUUGUACAGAAUUAUACAAUGGAUUUCUUUUCCAAUACCGCCUUUGCGACAGUAAUAGCCUCCUCGGGUAACCCAGCAAGCCUUGCAACCUUCAAAGCGUGACUACUCCGAUUGACUCCUUCCCUUAACUUGUGUACAUACCUAAACCCUUCACCGACGUCGUCUUCCUGAACGUCUGUGCAAUAAAAACCCACUCCCUCCAUCCCACCAGCAAUUGCCAUGUCUGCCAGAUCAUGAAAAUGCGUGGCGAAAAGCGUCCUACAUUUGUUAAUGUGAUACAAGUGAUGUAAACAUGCAAAUGCCACGGCAACUCCGUCGGUUGGUGUCGUUCCUCGGCCUAUCUCGUCCAUAAUGACAAAAGAGCGUGAAGUUGAAUGUUUGAGAAUGGCUGCGGUCUCCAACAUCUCAACCAUGAAUGUGGACUGACCUCGAUAUAGGUUGUCUGCCGAACCCACGCGGCUAAAUAUUUGGUCCACGAUCCCAAGCUCCGCAUAUUCAGCUGGAACAUAAGACCCUACUUGAGCGAGGAUUAUAAUGAGGGCAUUCUGGCGCAGAAAUGUACUUUUUCCUGCCAUGUUUGGACCAGUGAUCAACCAUGUUCUCUGGACGUCGCCAACGAAACAAUCAUUGGUUGUAAAGGUUCUGCCCUCCUCCUCGAGUCCUCCUUCAACCGUCGGAUGUCGUCCUCCUACGAUCUUAUUCGUACUCGAUCCAUUCAACAUCGGCCUCGUCCAAUUUUUCUCUAUCGCAAGAAUCGCGAAUGAAGUCCCAAUAUCAAGCUCAUCGAGCACUUCGGCAUUCUUUCUGAGCUUCACGAUGUUGUGUAUGACCAGUUCUCUCAGAUUUCGAAACACCCGUUGUUCUUCUGAUCGUAUACAUUCCCGGGUUUUGUCAAGACGGGUUCCCAAAUCGGUCCAUUGGGGAUGAUGGAAAGAGGUUGUGCUUUUGGAUGAACUGACUCUCGUUCCCUCGACGAUUUUUCGCUGUACAUCUUUUCCUCUGAUGUGACAGAUGUGUCCUAAACCUGGACUGAAACGCAAAGUUAAAGAAGGUGCUUGGAAUCGCUCUCGGAGAUUGUCUCCCAAAGAUGUCUUUUCGUUUGUGAGUGUGAUGAGUUCUUGAUGUAGACGCUCAAGGGUGGGACUUGCUCCAGGUCUCAUGAUCCAAGCUUCUCCAUCGUCCGAGUAAUGUUCUCUGAUGCUUGUAGGUUUCUUCCUCUUUCUUAGAAGGGAGUUUGCAUCGUCUUGUGAGCCUUCGGAGGAAACAAUUUCUUGAGCUAAUGCCUGCAUGGUUUCUGCUUUUUCAUUGUCGAGGAUAUGUUGUUGGACGACUCCCUCUUCAUCGAUGGCUGCUCGAAUGCGUUUUGCGAGGGCGGAGGGACCUUUCAGUAUCAUGCGUGAGGCCAGAGAUACUAUACAUUCUUCUUCUGAAGUUGUCAUCUCUUGAAUGAGAAGAGAGAUCAGUUCUUUGGUUGCUUGGAUGGUGUCUGCCAGAGCGAGAAGGUCGUCUGCAUCUCCACGACCGAAGGCGAAUUUCUGGAGAAUACGAUGAGAGUCGUGGCUUCGGCGGAGAAGAAGGGUGAUUCGUUCGCGGAGGAGCGAGUCUUUGAUCAUGUACGUGACAAGGUCUAGUCUUGAGUUUAUUAUACUCAAAGAUGUAGAGGGAGAGCCUGGCAUGGGUUAGCAAAUGCAUACUAUGGAGUACAGG